GCUACUGCACAGUGAAUAACACAAAUUAGAGUUACUAAAUUAAAGUUGAGUGUUGUGAUUGAUCACAAAUCAUCUUCUCCGCGCAUUUCACGUUGACAAUGGUGAAUGCCGGUGGUGAACACUAUCGGAACGGAAAUGCUCGGGUUCACAUGAGCGUCUGAAACCGACAGGAAGAAAAUCACGGCUGAGGCUCUAGCAUCAUAAUGGCACUCGACAAUCCGUCCUACUUUUCCCUGUCCGGAGGUUCGAUACAAUCUCCAGGACCAUCGAACGCUCGUGGCUUCGCGGCAUUUUUUCGCAAGCGUCAGAAUAAAAUGGGAUCGGUGUCCUCAGCGUCGAUUAUGUCUAGUUCAACUGGUAGCACGUCGACACACCACAGGAGCAUUGAAUCCGUCGAGGAGUCCCAGCCGAUGCUGACGAGAUCGGCGAACUCCGGCAAUUGCCAGCGGAGGAGUUUCCGCGGUUUAUCGAGGUCGAUGAGCGCACACGCGGAUAAUGAGACCCUCCAGAUACUGAAAGGUGAGCCGAGACCGACGGACAUUGCACCCCCGUCGCCGCAUCUGCCGCACAGGUCGCACUCCCACUCGGAUCACGACCGGCGGCGGCCCAACAGGAGGAGAAUCCUGAAAUCCGCGAGUGAGUUGCUGUCGGAUGACAUGGUUUUCUGCGGACUUCCUGGCGAGGAGGGCUCGCCGGGGCGAGGGGGCGAUGACGAGGAUGGGGAGGUCUUCCUCGGGCUGGACGACGUGAGGUACUACAAUUUGUCGGCGACUCUGCCGGCUCCUGGGACCUCCGGGACGCGGAGACACUCCAUCGGGACUUUUCUCGAGAAGGAGGAGGGCGGCGGGCAGCGCAGGAGGAUCAUUCAGACGGAGGGCUUUAUCAAGGAGCCCGAGGGCUUCGCACCGCCUAUUCCCACCGAUCAGGUCGACGGGAGGGCACCCGCCGGGAGGAAGUGCAGGAGACAUAAGAGCUCGAGGCAAGGUUCGCGAACGCGAACAGGAAUCGGCGCACAUCAGGAGGCAACAAAUGCCAAAUUGAUGGAGGACAGAGACGAUGUGGUUUUCGUUUCGAGUAAAGACAGUGAGGCGUCAACGUUAUGGGUCAACUACCUCACAGCUUGCUUUGAGCAGAUCAGUAGACAGCAGGGGCGGCCGCCUUUCAAAGUGAGACACGUAACAGUGGAGGACUCAGUGUCAGUGACCCAGACAAUGCAAGAUCGCGUGGCGAAGUCUCGCCUUCAGAUAGUGGUGGUCUGUCCAGUUCUCCUGGACCGAGCGUCGACGAAGCCCGAGCAGGCGUCGGCCCUCGCCCGGCAGUUGUCACCGGAGCGUGUCCUGGCGAUGAUGCUGGGUGUCCACGACGGGCACCUCGCGGAGAGCCAGAAGACCGCCCUGAUCACGUACCCCCAGUGGCGAAAGUUCUUCGUCAAGGACCAGGACGAGACCUUCGUCGGGGAAUUCCUCGCGGCUGCGGUCGCCAUCCUCGGCGCAAACCCACCCGCCGCUCUGAAGAACGAUAAAACCACGUUCUCCGUGCACCCGAAGAAGGUCAAGAUGGGGCAGAGUCGGGUCCUCGUUAUUAUGAACGAGCCUCUCAGGGCGGAAGACACCGUCAGUGUCAUCGUCGACAGGUGCGGGGAGGGCAUCGACGUGACGCUAGUCAAACGCAGAAAUCCUUAUACGCUGCAACUUGCGGUGCCUGACAGGUGCCUCGAGGUCUCAAUGCUCAUCGGCAUCAGGGUCAUUGUUAAUGGGGUUCCCCAGGGCGUCAGGCAGGUCAAGUGCGAAAGCCGGCUGAGGGAACUCGAUCAGAUACUUCGCGCGCAUGACAAUCCACUGGAAUUCAUGUGUCAGACAUUUGGGUUUAAUCCGGGAGAUCGCGAUCAAUUGGAUAACUGGAUGGUCCAUGCCUUUCAAAGAAACUUACCGCCACGUUUUGAUCUUCUGGCUACACCCACCGGGGCUGCGCCUUUACAGCGAAAUACAACGAGUCCCGAGGAGUACCCGACCCUCCUCCACUUCGCAGCUCGUUUCGGCUUGGAGAAAUUAGCGUGGCAAUUAUUGGAGUGCCCCGGUGGUGAAAUUGCUUGCGAUCUCAAGAAUGUCGCUGAGUUAACCCCGGCCGAUACUGCUGAGCAAGCGGGUCACAACAAGCUUGCGCAGCAGCUCCGUGGUUACAUGCAAAUGAAUGAAUUCACGAACAUGUAUAGCUACCUCAAGGUCAUCAGUGAGAAUGCAGGAUCAGGAGCAAACAACGAAAGUCCCUCCCCGCUGACCCACUUCAACUGCCUGGACACAGAAAACGACAAGGAAGAUUACUGUCGUCCUCGACCCCUGAGCGAGGCGUAUCUGGUGCCCCCAGCUGCCCGCCCUGUGACAACAUCCCCCUCGAUGAGCCUCACAACGCCCCCUCAAUUGCCACCUCCGAAUCCGACCUCGCAGAGUGCCAGCGAGAUGAAUUACUCAAUUGUACCACCACCUACACCAGUUCUGGGUGCGCCCCCGAUCAAUCUCAAUCAUUCCAAUGUGAAUGGCUUGAAUUUACCCCUUCAAGGAUACAUGAAAAUGUAUCCAGCAAGUCCAAAGGUGUCUCCAUCAUUCCCGGCCCCGGUGACCGCACCUCUCCAGGCCCUGAGGCCCUCCCCCAAUCAACAGUCAAAAAGAGACAUGAAGGACGACAGCUCCGGCUCCAGAACCGGAAGUUUACAGCGUUCGACAUCGAACCAGGGCAACAAGUCCCGAGAGCCCUCGGGUCCCCAGGACGAGCUCCUGGAGAUCAUCAAUGACUUCAAAAACAACGUGUUCACGAUUUCUGAGGUCGAGAGGCUCGUGGAGACCUGGAGGAAUCGCAAUGACGUGCAGCAGAGCUUCAAGGACAAGCAGAGACAGCUGGCGGCGAUGAGGGAUGAGUACGAGAGGAUCCAGAAGAGGCUGAAGGAGGAGAUGAAGGCGCCAACGCCCUUUGAUAAGAUUAAGAAGUUCUUCUCGAAGGGGAAGAAGGAGGCGAAGGAGGGUGCGGGCGCUCAGGAUGGGGCGGCUGCCGGUAAGACUGAGAAGAGUUGCGACGGAGGGGAGAGGAGACCCAUCAGCAGUUUGAGUCUUCACAGUGUCUCCAGCUCUUCAUCCUCUGGACGCAUGAGUAUUAUAAGUGGGUGCUCUGGAACGAGUCUAGGGGACAGUGGAACACAUUCAGACACUGAGGACCGAAGGUUGAGAAAUCCGCGGGAAGAUAAAGGUGGAAUAAUGACGUAUGAGGUUCCACCAGCGCCGAAACCCUUCACCGGGAGAUACUCACCCAUGCGAUACACCCCAUCGCCACGAUCAUCCGGUUCACACCCUGAAAACGAGAACAGAAAGCCACAGCCGCAGAAUGGAAGCUCGAGUGAUGAGUAUUAUAUUGCGUUUCCGGUGUCCGGACUUCCUAUUCACUUUUUCAAUCCUGAUGGGACACCGAUAGAGCCAAAAACCCCAAGUUCCCCAUGCGAUCCUCCCCUCUACCAAAUUCCGAGCAACAUCCCAGAGGAAGACAAUCAUUCCGAUAACCCCGAAAAGACUGAAAUAAAAGAAAUGAACGCACUUCCUGCCGCUCCUCCACCGCCGCCCCCGUCCCCACCCACCCACCUCUCCCUCGACUACAUGAAUAUUGUACCCGCGAACAUACCCUCGAGUGUCCUCCAAACACCCGUCAAUGAGAGUCUGCGGGAGAACAGUGAGAGCGUGGAGGGAUCCUUGAGCGUAACAAAAGUUUUGAAUGAGGAACCGGUCAAGGUUGCCGAUGGGGAGACGAAGAUUAUCAAUGAGGGAACGAAGGAAGAGUCCCCAGUGAAUCUUACACAAUCGGAUCACGUCCGGCUGGAGGGUGUGGGGAUGGAGGUUGUCGGGGAGUCCAGACUCCCGGAAUAUAUGAAUAUUUCGCCUGGCGGCGAGCAGGAGCCGAGGGUUAUUGGAACUAUUCCGAAAAAACCGGCUGCACCUCCUGUGCCUCCAAGAGCCCAGGCGAGGAAAUGAAAACUUGAGGAGUUCCACAUCUCCACGAGCAGUAGACUAAUAAUAAGAUUUAAAUGUACCAAAUAUAUACCAACGAAUAAUCCAAAUUAAUUGUUUUAGUCGUGUUACUGUAAAAUGUCUAUUUCCAACGAAUUAAGUGAAUUAAGUGAAUUGUUUAUACGUCCAAUCGAAGUCUAUGUAAUAUUGAAUGUAUUUGCGAAGACAUCUUGUGUUGUCGUGAGAGACUGAGUUCCGUAAUCUCCCCGGAAUUCUCCGGACAUCUGCCCCGUACGUACGAGAAUGUCCGGAGUCUACAUUCAUCCUGAGCAUGCUCUUCCAACGGGUAUUCUAUUUGUACUAAUCAUGAAAUAAGUUGUAACGAAUAGAUAAAUAAAUUUUUUAUGGAUUUACUGAU
Messenger RNA from Diachasma alloeum, 4404 nucleotides. RefSeq names its product phosphoinositide 3-kinase adapter protein 1 (gene stumps). Bases 204 to 4010 code for a protein of 1268 amino acids. Gene Ontology annotation, cellular component: cytosol. Gene Ontology annotation, molecular function: fibroblast growth factor receptor binding; transmembrane receptor protein tyrosine kinase adaptor activity. Lineage: Eukaryota; Metazoa; Arthropoda; Insecta; Hymenoptera; Braconidae. The record is from RefSeq and is a predicted model, not a curated record. The transcript has 14 exons.